AUGAAAGUAAGAACGUAUGCUAUCUAUGUUCUUCUAACAACCCUCGGAGUAUUUUUAUGCGAUGCUUCAACUAAGCAUAACGGCAUCGGACCAAUAACUGAUCAUUUCAAGCAUUUUCUCGAUGAAAAUGGAUACAGCAUGUUUGAUUUUCCUCGUGCCGAUAUGUCUGAUUUUGGAAGUUUUGGAGGAAAGAAACAAGAUUCUGAUAAGAUAACUAAUUACCCAGUCGUUUUCAUCCAUGGCAAUUCUGAUGCAGCUCUAACAGCCAAUAGUUUCUCAACUGGGUGGACAAACACAGUGAACUAUUUCAUCAAGAAAGGAUAUAACUUGACUGAGCUUUACGCCACAUCAUGGGGCAACACAAUUGUCAGCCAGGCAUCUUAUAGAAAGCAUGACUGCAAAACUGUGAUUCGUCUUCGCAAAUUUGUGGAAGCUGUUCUUGCCUAUACCAAAGCGGAUAAGAUCAACUUCAUUACACAUUCAAUGGGAGUGACUUUAGGAAGAAAAGUUAUUGCAGGAGGAAAACUUGAUGAUUUGUCCGAAACGUGUGAUGUAGGAUCCUCAUUGGCAUCGAAAGUCAAUGUGUUCCUUGGAUUAUCUGGAGCCAACUUUGGGCUGUGUUCAUGCGCCUCCAGCAUAGUUAUUCCUACUUGUAACGUUCGGAAUGGUUUUUAUCCAGGUGACUUCUGUGGUCCACAGAACAACGCAUUAUGUGGUAAGAGCGCCUACCCACCAAGUUGUUUGUCUAAAACUUACUCUGAAUACCUUAUGAAUUUGAACCAGGAUAGUAAUAAGAUCGCUGACAAAACUUUCAGUGCAUGGAGUCAAGAUGAUGAGUUAUUAGGAAACAAAAACUAUGUGUGGGGUAACUUCACCAGUCUUAUUGUGCAUUCAACUGGCCAUAAGAUAUAUAAUGGACUUACUCACAUGCAAACGAAAGAAAACACGUCAUCAGAUCAAUUCCUCAUGAUAACAACUGGUACCAUUCCAAAAUAA
Molecule: messenger RNA, 996 nt
Organism: Auanema sp. JU1783
Lineage: Eukaryota; Metazoa; Nematoda; Chromadorea; Rhabditida; Rhabditidae
Source: the annotation of a GenBank genome assembly